AUGACAACCGUAUUCCUCUGUCGCCGUUUGAUAACUUCAACUGUACUGAGAUCAAAUAAUGGAGUUGCUUUAGUAGUGUCACAGAGAACUGCAGCAACAUUAGACGGACGUACAGCAGCUGACAAAUCCGGCACAAGUGGAACAGUAAAGGUACCAGUUAGCCCGAGUGUUGGCACUGGGGGUCCAAUUCGUUCAUCAAUUGAUACAAAUUAUUCAAAGACUUUGUUAUGGGGUAGUGCAACUUUAGUUUUUGGUGGCUUAGCUUACUACAUUUAUCGUACAUCAAUUUCUGGUAAAGAGAAUGCUGAUGGUAAAGGCGGCAAUGAUAAAAAACAAUCUGAUGAGAACCAGCCAGAGCAGCAGAAAGCCAAAGCUCAAGCUGAGCAGGUACUCACGAUGCACGGCGAAAAGAUGCCUGAGACGCAAGAUGACAAGCAGAAGCAGACCGAUAACAAACAAGGUGACGAGAAGAAGCAACCUGAGAAGAAAGACGAUGAAAAUAAAGACCAGAACAAACAGGGUGGUGAGAAGAAGCAACAGCAAGACAAUAAAGAAGGCGAGAAGAAGCAACCUGAGAAGAAAGACGAUGGAAAUAAAGAUCAGAACAAACAAGGUGGCGAGAAGAAGCAACCUGAGAAGAAAGACGAUGAAAAUAAAGACCAGAUGAAACAAGGUGGUGAGAAGCAGCAAACUGAGAAGAAAGACGAUGGAAAUAAAGAUCAGAACAAACAAGGUGGCGAGAAGCAGCAACCUGAGAAGAAAGAGACCAAUAAAGGUGAUGAGAAAGGCGAUGGAAGUAAAAAAGAUCAGAACAAAAAAUAA
Messenger RNA from Didymodactylos carnosus, 822 nucleotides. NCBI's taxonomy places the organism in Eukaryota, Metazoa, Rotifera, Eurotatoria, Philodinida, Philodinidae. The record is from the annotation of a GenBank genome assembly.